This is a messenger RNA of Lycium ferocissimum, 1512 nucleotides long. RefSeq lists its product as uncharacterized. Lineage: Eukaryota; Viridiplantae; Streptophyta; Magnoliopsida; Solanales; Solanaceae. The record is from RefSeq and is a predicted model, not a curated record. The transcript has 3 exons. The coding region runs from base 921 to 1496 and encodes 191 amino acids.
CUUGUUAGGUUGACUGAUAGAGAGAAUGGGAUGAAACGGUUCCUAUCUUUCUACAUAUGCUCUGCUGCUAUGAAAAGGCGUUUACAGCAAGGGUGCAGGAAGUGUAUAGGGCUGGAUGAGACAUUUUUUAAGGGAAUUUGUAAAGGUCAACUGUUGGUAAAGAUGGAAACAAUCAAAUGUUUCUAAUUUCAUGGGCAGUAGUUGGUACUGAAAGCAAGGAUACAUGGAGAUAGUUCAUGAUGAUUUUGAGAGGAGAUCUGAACUUAGGAGCUGGUUCUCAAUUUACUAUCAUCAGUGAUAUACAAAAGGGACUAAUAGCUGCUUCUGAAGAAAUUUUUCCUGAAUGUGAGCACGGGAUGUGUGCUAGGCACAUCUUAUCAAAUUGGUCACAAAGCUGGAGAGGCAUAGAGAGAAGGAAGAGAUUCUGGGGUUGUGCUAGAGCAACAUUUGAGUCAAAUUUUAAGCACAAGCUUGAUAGUCUAGCCAGGUUGGGUAAAGGUAUUGUAGAGGACCUCAUCAAGUACAACAAAGAGAAAUGGUGCAAAGCAUAUUUCCAAACUUUCUCCAAAUGUGACAGUGUGGAUAAUAACAUGGCAGAAAGUUUCAAUGCAUAGAUCUUGGGACCAAUACAUAAAACUAUUAUUUCAAUGUUGGAAGAAAUCAGAAUUAAGGUGAUGAACAGAAUUUCUAAGUCAAGAACAUUUGCUGAAACCUGGACAGAUGAUAUAUCUCAAAUGGAAAUGAUGGUGUUCAAUUUGAAUGUAGAGAGAUCAAUGUAAUGCAACAUUGAUUGGAAUGGUGAUGAAGGAUUUGAAGUGUUAGAAGGGUUAUACAGGCAUACUGUGAAUUUGGGACAAAAGAAGUGUAGCUGCAGAUCAUGGGAAUUGAAGGGCAUCUCAUGUGCCCAUGCUAUUGCAUCAAUGAACCAUUUGAAUAUGGAUGUAUCACAAGAAAUUUCAAGCUGGUACAGAAAAGAUACAUAUUUGAAAGCUUAUUCUAGCUUUAUUCAACCAGUUCCUAACAUGAAAAUGUGGCCAGGGAGUACAAAUCCAAUUGUGGAGCCACCUGAAGUGAGAAAGAUGCCUGGUAGACCUCCUAAGAACAGAAAAAAAGAGAUUGGAGAAGUGAGAAAAGCUGGUAAGUUGCCUAAGUAUGGGAUAACAAUGACAUGUUCAAUCUGCAGAGCAGCCAAUCAUAACAAAAGGGGUUGUCCAAAAAAUCCUAUGCCUAAGACCAAAUCAAGACCCACACUAGAGUGUGCUGAACCCUCACAACAGUCCUCUAAUGGAACUAAAAGUAGUAGAGGUCAAUAUGAAAGAGCAACUACUAGCAGUAAAGGUGGAGGAACAAGUACUAGAGGUAGAGGAACAAGUCCUAGCAGUAGAGGAGCAGGUGCAAGAAGUGGUUACAAGAGACCGAGGGUUGUGGGACAAGGUGUAUUUGUUGCUGAAACUGGAUAUACUUCAAUUAAUGUAAGUGUCCUCUUACAUUUUUAAUCUUGUAUUUUCAAAA